AGGCAGCUGCACGGCUGGCGUUAACAAUACUAACUGCGGUUGUGGAUUUAGCUGCCAAAUAUCAACGUCAAUUCGACAAGUUGGCAUUAUGCCGUACGUACAACUCGACGCAGCACUGCCGCGUUCACGUCAGCCUGUGCACUCGGUCACCUGUCGGGGCGUGAAAAUUAUUAGUGUGCGAUUGUUUUCGAAGUGCGCGGGCAAUUAAAGUUUCAGAGCCGUUGACGAGUGAAGUCUAAUGGCUGCUUGAUGCAAGUCACGACAUAAAUUGCAUGUCCAGGCAGUUAAACGACAUGAAAAAUACGCAGAAGAGACGGCUAUAGUGUGUGCAUGUGUGUGUGUGUGUGUGGAAAAUACAGACGUGUCAGUUACUCCAGUGGAAUUCAAAGUACAACAGCAAUAAUUGGUUCAGUGGAUCACUUCAAGAAUAUUUAUCAAAAAUGGAACUGACAUAUGGAACACUGACUGCCCAGAAGACUUAGCGGAACCAAGAACCAGAGCGAAAUAUCUCUCAACGCGCAUUUAAUGAGACACUGCCAGUGUCUGCAUAUGGGACUCGAGCCAACUACAAAUGGCAACAGGCUGAAAUUUAUGCGAAAAGUUGCACAAAGUAAUAAGCGCACAAAACAAAACGAAACGAAACGAAAGGAAGUGAAGCAAAACGAAGCGAAGCAAAAGUAAACAGCAAUGCCAACAAAUCCCAUAAACAAAAGGCGCACAAACUGAAACGAACAACUAUCAAAUAGGGCUCACCAAAGAAAAUCACUUAAAUCGGCAGGAAAACAGAUUACGAGGAGACGAGGCGACGACGCCAAGGACGCCAAACGCAUUACAAUUUCCACCCAGAGCAGGACUACGUAUCAUUAGCUGGGCAUAGGGGAUUAUUAUGUCAUAAAUAUGAAACACAUAAGCGAUAUACGCAUCAUUGUGCUCAUUUGCUGUUUGCUACAAGGUUUCGCACUGGGCGUGCGCAUGAUCAAAGUCUCCAUACCCGCCUUCAAGAUGCGAGGCGAGUCGGCCUUCAUGGAAUGCCAAUACGAGCUGAAUCGCACGCACGGUCCACAAAUCAUCAGCACUGGGCAUCGGGAGCGCGAUCGCUACACGCCGCAUGCCGGCAGCGAGCUGCACUACGUGGACUCGGCGGACGUUGAGAGGCAGCCGGUGCACCGGCGCGCGCAUCAGGGCAAGCGACAAUAUCAACAGCGACGACAGCAGCAUCAGCCAAUGGCCAUGCGCCAGUAUCAGAGCCAGAGUCUGAGUCAGACGGAGCGACACAAUCCUCCGCUGCCCGAGAAGUCGCCCUAUGGGCACAGCGUGUACAGGGGCAGCGCAGCGUCCGGUUACCUGGGUGGGCGUGUCGGCGCCAGUGUGCACAGCAGUGGUGCAGGUGGAGGUGGCAAUGGUGUGGGUGGCAGCAGUGGCUCCAGUGGAUCCAUUUCCUAUAUGCCCGACUUUGGCAGAGACGAUCGAUACGAUGAGAGCGACGAGGAGGUAGAGGAGGAGACGCAAGAGGAGGGCGAGUCGCUCUACGCCAUCAAGUGGUACAAAGACAACGAGGAAUUCUAUCGCUAUGUGCCAAAGGCGCGUCCGCCCAAGACGAGCUACCGCGUGGACGGUGUGCGCGUGAUUGAGGAGCUAUCUGAUGCCAGUCGCGUGCUGCUGCGUGGUCUCACCCUCAACUCGACUGGCCUCUACCGCUGUGAAGUCUCCGCCGAGGCGCCAAACUUCUCAUCUGUGCAGGGCGAGGGUCGCAUGGACAUUGUGUUUCUGCCCCGCGACGGACCCCACAUUCGAGGGCAACAGCACCAGUAUCAAAUCGGUGAAUACUUAACCUUAAACUGCACAUCGGGGAAAUCACACCCAGCAUCGCAUCUACAGUGGUUCGUCAAUGACCAGCCGAUACUGGAGGAGCAAUACCUGCACAGAUACAACGAUAUCGUGCACAAGCACGGGCUAAUCACCUCGAUACUCGGCCUGCAGCUGGAGCUGGAGCCGCGACACUUCCAUGACGGCGACAUGCGCGUCAAGUGCCUGGCUAGCAUAUCGCCGGUGCUGUGGAAGGGCGGCCGGGAGAGCAUUCUACAGCGUCGUCCUGGCAUUAUUGACAAUCGCGAGACAAUGCUGCUGGUGCGUAGCGAUGCCGGACAGAUUGAGAGCAAUUUACUGCGCCUGCUGACCAUCACCAUCAUCCUGGCGCGCAUCAGCCGGUGGCUGCUUCAGCCGGAGCUGACCUAGGCUGGCUUCGGUUAAAGGAGCUAAGGGCGAACGCAUGAUUUUCGAACCGAUUCAAUUCAAUUCAAUUAAAUUCAAUUCAAUUGCAAUUGCAGAGCAUCAAAGGUGAUUUUGUAUACUUAAAGUGUAAUAUCUUUAGUUUCUAAGCGAUAACCGAUAACAGGAAACUCCCCGGCAACCACUCAACUUGAUGGCCCAAUCAGUAAGCAUAAGUGUCUGAAUGUGUAGUGGUAACUCAAGGUAGAAAAAAAAUAUAUGAAAGAAAGAGGAAUGCAAAUAUAUACUCACACACAGACAGAUAAUAGUUAUAACAAUCCAUAUUCAAAUUGAAAUGUGUCGUAACUUUAGACAAAAUGUGGUAAAUCUAGUGCAAAUAUCGUGUCUCUGGCAUAUACAGAUACGCACACACACACAAGCGAAAGCGUAAAGUUUUCAAAUGCAUAUCUAUCAUUAACUGUUAACUUUCAGACGAGAGGAAAAUGGCAGACGGCAGACGGCAGACGGCGAGAGGAGCACCGUACGAAAAUACGAAAAUAGUUAUU
This is a messenger RNA of Drosophila navojoa, 2774 nucleotides long. RefSeq names its product beaten path IV (gene beat-IV). Lineage: Eukaryota; Metazoa; Arthropoda; Insecta; Diptera; Drosophilidae. The record is from RefSeq and is a predicted model, not a curated record.